Elgaria multicarinata webbii is the source of this 1781-nucleotide messenger RNA. RefSeq names its product spermatogenesis associated 18 (gene SPATA18). Gene Ontology annotation, biological process: mitochondrial protein catabolic process; mitophagy by internal vacuole formation. The record is from RefSeq and is a predicted model, not a curated record. Gene Ontology annotation, cellular component: mitochondrial outer membrane. The transcript is spliced from 12 exons. Bases 125 to 1660 code for a protein of 511 amino acids. NCBI's taxonomy places the organism in Eukaryota, Metazoa, Chordata, Lepidosauria, Squamata, Anguidae.
GCUAAAAAGCAAAGCACGCGGAGCGGAGAAAGAUCGAUGCUGAUUCUUUCGGUGGCAGAGAACCAACCCCUCCCCAAAGCCUAGAUUCUCCAUUCACCCCUUAUCUCUUCACAUUUUGGGAGUUAUGGCUGAUAGCUUGAGAAGAUUAAUCAGCAACGAGACCUGCAGGAUUUUACAGGAGAAGUUGGAGACUUGGUAUAAAGACUAUCACGUUAACUCAUGUGAUCAGAACCUGACUCGAUGUUGUGAAAUCAUGGAACUGAACUCCAUGAUUCAGGGGCAACUCUUCACAAUCUUAAAUCAAACAUGUCGAGAAGGUGGACAUUAUGCAGGUGUGGAAAUAAUAAAAUCUCGUCUCCUGCCAUGGUUGGGGACAUGUUUUUCUAGCCCCAGUCCUGGAAGGCCCUUUGAAACAAGCUCUUCUCUUUUGCAGGAGUCACUUGAGAAAGACAGAUUGCUGAAGGAAUUGACCACCUCUCGGAACCAAGAAAUACAACAGCUGGAGAAAGAACUGAACGCCACUCGUUUACAGCUCAGUCUUGUUCAGCAAGAUCUUGCAGAAGCCAAGUUGGCUCUUGAAGACACAAAGACCAAAUCAGCCACCACUCUUUUGGCAACAGAGGAUGAAAUUGUACAGCUAAAAGCAGAUCUAAAGGCUUCUCGGGCAAAAGAAGAACGUGCUUUGAUGAACCUGGAGCGGCUGAGUGACUAUGAGGAGCAUCUUCAAACACUGAAAGAAGAGAUUGCUGUGCUUGGUGCUCAAAAAUCUGUUCUACAAAGCAGACUUGCACGAAGUCGAUCUCCUUCCCCAAGAUCUGUCCGAAGCAGAUCACCAAGCCCACUUCCAAUGAGAAGUUUCUCACCUGGUCGAGCGAGACUUACAAAUGCUUCCCGUCAUGCUCGCCUUGUGGAACGCUUCAGUGACAUUUAUGCUCAGGAUCGGUUGGAUGCUCAAACCCUCCUGAGGAGUUACAUUGACGAUCUGGAGAUGGUGCAGAGGAUAAUCUAUGUGGCAGCUGUGGAGUCUUUCCAUGCAGCAAAGAUGGCCUUCAGACAGUUCAAAAUGCGUGUUAGGAAGACUCUGUCCCUAAGUUAUUCAGGGCCUGAAUCACUUGAAGACAUGGUAAUGGACUAUAUCGUUCGCCAGGAGGAUCUGUAUGAUGUUCAAUCCAGUGUCAGUGAAGUCAUUCGUGCAAUGAACAUGAAUCCUAAGAUUUCUUUCCCACCGGAAGUUGAUUUUAUCAUGAUCAGUGGUUUAGUACGAGAGUUGUGCCGUGUAGCCUUUUCAAUGCAGACUUUGGAUCCUCCGCUUGAUAUUUCAUUUGGUACAGAUGGAGAACUUUUUAGCGAGUACAAAUACCGUCGCAGCUUUGACUCUGAAUUCACAGCUCCACUGGUGGUCUACCAUGUGUGGCCUGCACUUAUGGAAGAAGAUUCUGUCCUUGUGAAGGGGGAGGCAGUCACAAGAAGAGGUGCUCUGUGGUGUCGCAGGAGCAGAAGCAGAAGCAGAAGCUGCAGCCGUAGUCGUAGUUUGAGCCCCCUGUCUCAUAGUGCAGGCUACUCCCACCACUUGCCAUCUCGAAGCCGCAGUCCUUCCCCAUUAAGGAAUGGAAGCCCAAGUAAGUGGGCGUAUUCAGAACUUAGACAAUCAUGGCUUUAAAAUGCUUAAGUAAGCAAGUAAACAGAUAAUAUGGUACAAUUUGCAGGCUGUUUUUUCCCUUUUUAAAACCACAUUGUUCUUCAAUGACUCUCUUUUAACAUAAGGAAAUUUCAUUCUUUAA